Ceraceosorus bombacis is the source of this 880-nucleotide messenger RNA. NCBI's taxonomy places the organism in Eukaryota, Fungi, Basidiomycota, Exobasidiomycetes, Ceraceosorales, Ceraceosoraceae. The record is from the annotation of a GenBank genome assembly.
AUGUUCGGCUCGACUCUUCGCACCACAUCUGCGCGCAGCGUAGCGAUCCAAAGAUCUCACGUCGCCCAAAACUGCGCUAGGAACAUUUCGCAAUCGACACCUAGAGCGGACGCUGCUUCUUCGGCAAAGAACGCAGCUGAAGGUGCUGCAAAGCAGCUUUCUAGCGCGGCUGCGAAGGCUUCGGCUGCUGUGGGACCUGUCGCUGCUAGAAUUCAGGGAGCUACGGGAAGUGAGUAGAGCGUCGGAGCGGUGCUUUGAGGAUGGGUGGACCAGCGCGGCUAGACUAGAGCUGCACUCUUCGCUGUUGGAGAGCAGCAGCUCGAAGGUCUACGGGACAGUUCUGAUUGUGGUCGAAAGAGGCCAUGAAGGCAUCCUUCACCUCGACUUGCAUGCUGACCCUGAUGCUCACUCUACGCUGCGCCCCAGUCAACCUGUCCUCUUUUGGGGAAUCGAUCGCAUACAACGCUCGAGUCGCCGGAUCCCUCUUCAAGCAAGUGUACAUUGCCGAAGCCCUUGCUCCUCCCACUUCCACGUCAGCCAUCAAGCAAGGUGCAGAGACGCUGUACAAGCGAGCACUCGACGCCUCUUACUGGAGCGGAGUGAUUAGGACCGGCGAGUGGAAAAAGUUGGCAGUGUAUGGAAUCGAAGUGGUUGGUUUCUUCACCAUUGGAGAGAUGGUGAGUGUUGGAAGGACAGGUGUGGGAGGAUCAGGCUUUAUUAAGAGGGGUCCUUUGCCAUUGCGAAUUCCCUGUUCUGGCGCGUGCAAACCGCUCAGCAUCUAACCCUGGGCAUGCCCUUACCUUCUCACGAACAGAUCGGCCGCAGGCACAUCGUCGGCUACAAGCUGGACAAGCACAGCUCCGCAGAUGCCCACCACUAG